This is a messenger RNA of Anopheles stephensi (Asian malaria mosquito), 1636 nucleotides long. RefSeq lists its product as uncharacterized. Gene Ontology annotation, molecular function: protein binding. Lineage: Eukaryota; Metazoa; Arthropoda; Insecta; Diptera; Culicidae. The transcript is spliced from 2 exons. Gene Ontology annotation, cellular component: extracellular matrix. The coding region runs from base 121 to 1557 and encodes 478 amino acids. The record is from RefSeq and is a predicted model, not a curated record.
UUUUGUGAAUGAUAGAUCCUUUCCUGAUACUGCAGUUCGCGAGCCGGAACUCGCGAGCAGUUCCCUUUCAUCGAUCCACGAGGACGGACAUACGCUAUAUACGCACCGGCCGGCCGCAUCAUGGUGAUGUUUCGCUAUUGCACCAUUCUCGGUCUGUUCGCCUCCAUUGCCGGGCUUGCGUACGGUUCUAGCGCAGGUAACAGUGAGGUCGUGUACAGGUGUGCCCCAUCGCCAUCUCUCACGUGCUUUAUAAGCUCCGUCACGUUUGAAGACGCAACGGCGAGCUUAACGCUGAAGGAUGUGGCCGACAAAAAAACGCUCAACAUUAAGGGAGGCAAAGUUCGGGCCUUACGUGCGAAACACUGUGAGGGGUUGUCCAUGUUCGAGAAGGUAAUGAUCGGCCGGGUAGGACUGGAGGAGCUGUGCUUUGCGACCAGCUUCGUGCAGGUGAGCGCGGAACACAACCGGCUCAAAACACUGCACGUGGCGCCGCCUUCCGCCGUGCACGCCGCAUACCGUGUGGAAGAGUUGCGCCUGAACGACAAUCUGCUCGAAAGUGUCGAUGCAGUGUGCAGCUUUGUCGCGCUCAAGGAGCUACAUCUGGAACGCAACUUGCUGAGCACGCUGAACAUGGGUUGCUUUGCAGAAAUGCGACAGCUUAAGAAGCUGCAUCUGGCCUACAACCGGCUAAACAUUAUCACCGCCACUAUCAGCGAGUUGCAGCUGCCGCAGCUCAGCUUCAUAGGGCUCCAGAACAACACGCUCACGGAGCUCGAUUUGCACAGCUGGUCGCUCCCCGCACUGGAGGUGCUCGAGCUUUCCUCCAACAACCUGACGAGCGUGCGGGGCCUGGCCGGGCUCGAAAUGCUGUCGGACAUUUCGCUCGCCGGCAACCGUUGGCACUGUGUCGAACUGGACCAAAUGCUAGCGGCGCUCGAUAGGAACGGUGUGUCCGUGAAGGAUGGCGACCAGAAUUGCGUCGGCAUCCGCAAUGGAACGAUUUGCUGCGCCCACGAGCAGCUGUCCUCGGAGGGUGCGCUGUUAGACGAGCUGAAGAAGCUUGGCGACCUGAAGCAGCGGUACGAUGAGGCGGAAGUCCGACUGCAGGAGGCAGUGAAGAGCGAGAUCGAGGCGUUCGAAAGCAAAAUAAACGAGCUGAAGGAAACACACGCCAAGCGAGAUGGUGGUGCGUCUGGUACUGGAAGGACGGAGAGCGACGAGGAAAAGCCAGAAGAUUCGAAGGAAGAAACACCGGAUUCGAAGGAAGCUGAAGCACACCCUGAACCGGCCCCAAGUGCAGCAAGGGAAUGUAUCUGUUCAAAGGACAGUAUGGAUGCGUUAGAGCUUAGGUUAGUCGAGCUGGAGCAGAACAUUAGCGCCAACAAUGCAACACUGCAAGCGCUGCGAGACAAUCAGGCUCAACUGUCGUACAUGGCCCUGCUGGCCAAGCACGAGUUCCGCACGGCUGUGAAGCGUGGUGAGUACAAGCUGAAGGAGCUCAGCACAAUGCUGUCCAUGCUGCGUGAGCACGUGAAACAAAAGCGGCAGCAACAUUGACAUACACGUUAAGCACAGCUCAAUAAAGCGCAUAGUAGGCAGCAUCGCGUCACUGCACACGGGCUGCUGCUGCUGAUAA